Molecule: messenger RNA, 825 nt
Organism: Portunus trituberculatus (swimming crab)
Lineage: Eukaryota; Metazoa; Arthropoda; Malacostraca; Decapoda; Portunidae
Exons: 3
Coding region: 203-496 (97 amino acids)
Source: RefSeq, a predicted model, not a curated record
AAAAAUGGUGGUAUGGGUAAGAGCGAAUGGCAUUGCAUCCCACCGAAGACGCGGACCCGGGCUUCUCUCUCUCUAAACCGUACACAUCCAAGAUUGUACCGCGGCUUCCUUAGAGUGAAUCAGUCAACGUUGAGAGUUUCCCAUCGGCUGACGGGAGAGGAAGAGGUUUGAAAACGAAACAGCGAGCUUCAAAACAGGAAACAUGGACAGGAAACUGCUGCAACAAAAGCAAGAGCUGCAGGCAAAGUUGCAACAAUGCCAGGUGGAAGAAAGGCGCCUGUGCAACCUGUCCCUGGAUCACCAACGCAAAAUUGAGGAGCUGGAGCGGAGCAUAUCAAAUGUUGAUCAGCAGCUGAGAGACAAAGAGGUUCAAGCCGCAAGACAAGAUGAGUGGCUGUCGUCUGUGAGAGGUGUGGUGCACAGGAUCAUGGCCGAGGGCACCCAUAACGAUGAGUUACGCUCGACGCUGCUCAACGUGCUCAACCAAACUGAUUAAUUAAUUAAUUGUUUCACGAUGGGAAUUCAACAAAAGGGGGACACGAGUGGUAUCAGUAUUUAUUGAUCCAACCUGUGAACAAUAUCACACAAUGAGGCAACCAUACCUGCUCCAAGUCGCGCCGACCAAUGUAGAAAACACCCAAACAUAUUAACACUGUCAAAUGUAACACCUUAUAGUGAACUAAUAUAUUACAAUAUGCCAAAACAUACAACACUGCCAUUUUAAUUCAUUCACAACACUUCAAAUUAUGACAUCCUAAAUACAUCAUUAGCAACUGUCAAAAACAUAACCAUGAAUGCAUAAUAAAGAAUAAUUAUCACUCACAA